UAGUUGUGUUGUCCGGGUCUGUGUUGACUUUAAAGAAAGUAAAUACUAUGCUGAAGGUUUAAAAUUUUGUGAAAACCUACUAUUGUGUCGCGUGACCAGUCUAAAUAAAUUAAAACAAGUAGAAUUUUAAAAUAUUUUUAAAGUGCAUUUGCUGCUAACUUUACACGGAUGCAAUUAAAGAUCUAGUCAAGAGGCACAUGGGCGCGCAUGGCCGGCGGGGCGUGGAGGCGCGGCGCCGCGCGGGCGCGCACGCUGCGCACGUUGCUGCGUGACACGGCGCGCGCCUUGCAGGACGUGCAGGAUAUACUGCCCGUUGAUCCCGAGGUAUUAUCAGUCGUGCAGGAGAUCACCAACGAUACCGCAAGGCCUACAGCCCUCGUCAUCCUCGGAACCUCUCCGUCUGCGAGGGCGCGACUGCUAAACUGUUUGCUGGGGAAGAAACUCUUGCCGGAGUCCUUGCCGAGAGGGUCCAAAUGGCUUCGGAUCCAAUAUGGCGUAUCUACUCAAGUCCAUUUGACGGUGGGAAAUUCAGAAUUCGAGCUUGUCGAAGAGCUGGAGUGCAAUCAAAAACCAUGGGACACACUCCCUUUACAGGACCUUCUUCGCCAAUCGCACACCGACUUAGGAACAACUCUCGAGGUAGAACUAAACACAUCCUUACUAAAAGAUGGACUUCGCAUAAUCGUACCUCCGGACAUGAACACUGAACCCGGUUCUUCGGAUUACACCACACUGAAGCAAAUUCACAAUGAUCUGUACCACAAACGUGCGGCCAUUUUGAAAACAUACACCCCUAUUUUCGUAUACGCGUUAGAUAAGUUUGGGAGGAACAUUUUCAAUGAUAACGUCUCAAAAAUGUGCGUAUCCAGGGGUGAGGACGAUUUUUGGUCGACUUUCAAUCAGAACUAUAUGACGAAAGAUAGUAAUGGAGAGAAAGGGCAGGAAACGACACAGCAAGUUCUGGAGGAGAUGUGGACAGAGAGCAGUUCUGUGUUUAAUUUUGAGAACUUUCUCGAUCUUCAUCAAAUCAAAGAGAUAGAUUCAAACGCUCAGGUCUUCUUCUGCCUCUUCUCUAAUAGCAGAGCUGAAGAGAAGAGAAGGAACCCGCUGAGUGACGCCACAGAAUCUACUGAGUCUGCACUCUACAACACUGAGGAGCUACCCGAGUCAGAUCAGGGAAUCUUUAAAGAUGAAGAAUUCAGACAGACAGAGCAAUCUCCGCAAUCCAGCAAACCCAACAGAAGACUGCAAGAAGAACAAAUAGCAUUUAUGAAUGAACUGCUCGACCAAUGGGAGUUAAUAUCCCACCCACCGCAGAAGCACAACGUUAAGAGCCAAUGGGCGAUCCUGGACGACGUGGAGAUUUUCAAAAACUUGGACAAUUCGGAAGCGGAGCACGGGAAGAGAAAGAAGGAGAUUGACAGCGACCGCACGCAGAAGACUCGCGGCAGUCUCCUCAACCACGUGAUGCGGUUCGCCGCCGAGUCCUCGCAGGCGUGCCUGCUACACCAGUGCACCAGGCUGAGUGAGGUGCACGGCAGUGUGCUGCAGCGCUGCGUGCUGGCGUCGUUCGAGCUGGCGCGCGAGCUGCAGGUGGUGCCCGCCAAGGUGCAGUUCGUGGCGCGCCACGAGCAGCAGCUGUACGAGACAAUAUAUGAAAAAUUCUCCGAAGGCGACAAGAAACAAGAGUUAUUGCAGAUAAUGCAAGAAGUGUUGCAAGAAAUGAGGUCGGAAAUCAAUAACAUGGACUGGAGUGUUGAUGACCUCCCCUGCCACCAAGACAAACGCUACGCAAUGUCCAACUCAAUAUUUUACUCGUCUCGAAGCAGCCCGUCCAUAUCUCUGCAGCUGUCCAACCCGGACAGGAUAGGCAACGGAGCGGACCGGCCCGAGCGGGUGGACAGCCCGGAACCGGAAGACGAGUCGGACGUUGAGGAAGCCGUGUCAUAUGAGAGUUAUAACUUUGACGAUUUCGAAGUCAUACACUCCAAUGACGAGAGUUUGUGCAUGAGCGAUGUUUUUGGGAGACAGAGGUCUAAACCUGACUCCCCGACGUCGCUGGUCACUCCCAUACCCAUCGAGAAUGAGAUGGAAUUGUACAGUCUGUCGAACGCGUGGCGGAGCGUGUCGGUGACCACUCACAGCAGCGUGUGCACCAGCUCCAACAUCUCCAGCAAACAGGCCUCGCUGGACGUGCAAAGAACUGUCUUAUCGAAGUUAAGUCGAAAAAUCAGCUUAAAGAUGGUCAAAUUCGUUGAUUGUCUCAAAGACUCGUACUUCGGGACCUUGCAAAGGUGCCUGGGCUCGCUGGAGGCGGGCUGCCGGCGCGAGGGGGGCGCGCGGCCGGCCAGCGAGGCCAUGCGCCAGCUGCUGUCCGCGGCGCGGCGCGUGGACCUCACGCCCGCCGCCUCCUUCUCCGCGCUGCGCGGCCUGGCGCUCGCGCUGCGCCGCCUGCUGCACAGGCUACGCAUAGCGGGCGGCGAGGAGGAGUCCGCGUGCUGCGUGCUCAGCCCCGCGUGGCGCCGCUCGGCCGCGCUGCAAACCGCCCAAGAACUCACUCCGCAACGCCUCGCCAGGCUCAUCUCCGUGCAGAUCCUCGAAAGACUGAGCGAAGCACAUGAGAGGUACCAGUCAGCGCUUACAUCGCUGGAAAGUGCUCUCGCGAGUCGGCUUCACCAUACCGAAGACAUCAAACUGGCUAUAAGGAAAAAAUACGCACCAUCCUUCGCUCAACUAUGUCUCGAGAGUACCUCCAUGUGUGACCUACUGAUGUACGGAGCACCGGAACUGGGCCGUGAAAUUGGCCGCGGUCAGUACGGAGUGGUGUACGCGGUCCGGGGCGCGUGGGCCGGACACAAUCCGGCGUGCGUCAAGUCCGUGUUCCCGGCCGACGACAGACAUUACCGGGAACUGGCCAUGGAGUUCUACUAUACGAGGAGCAUCCCGGCGCACCCGCGCGUGGUGCGGCUGCUGGGCGCGCUGGUGGCGCGCGGCGGCGGCGCGGCGCCGGGCGUGCGGCUGGUGUCGCCGCGCUACUGCCGCGACCUGCACGCCGCCGUGCGCGCCGGCCUCGCCUUCCGCGCGCGCAUGCGCAUCGCCUGCGACGUCGUCGAAGGCAUCCGCUACCUGCACUCGCUGGGCCUCGUGCACCGCGACGUGAAGCUCAAGAACGUGCUGCUAGACGAGGCGUCGCGCGCGGCGCUGGCCGACCUGGGCUUCUGCGCCGCCGAGGCGCUCAUGUCGGGCUCCGUCGUGGGCACGCCCGUGCACAUGGCGCCCGAGCUGCUGGCCGGCCGCUACCACGCCGCCGUCGACGUGUACGCCUUCGGGAUCCUGUUCUGGUAUUUGUGUGCCGGUAACAUCAAACUGCCGUCCGCCUUCGAAACAUUCCAGAACAAGGAACAGCUUUGGAGUAAAGUAAAAAGAGGUCUACGCCCAGAAAGGCUUCCCAGUUUCAGCGACGAAUGCUGGGAGAUAAUGGAGUCGUGCUGGGCCUCCGAACCCUCAGAGAGGGCCCUUUUAGGAGACGUCCAGAACAAAAUAGAGGCUAUACUACAGAAAGCGUUGGAAGAAGAUCAGGGUCCCGUAAACUAUGGAAAUAACCGUGAAAAUUAUAAUUCUGAUGAUAGUCUGGAUAUGACAGGCCUACAUAGGGAUACAAGGGAUAAUUUAUGUUAGAUGUGUGGUAACAAGGCUGAAUAUUGUGUGAAUUGGGUUUUGGUGACAUCUAUAGCGGGCUGAGUGACAUUAGGAGUCUGGUUUUGAUUUUCUGAGGCGAUAUUUGACUUUUUAAUAUAUAAGAUGGCUCAAAACUUGCUUUGUGCGAUGUUUUUAAGCAGGUACCUAUAGUCGUAAAAAUGUAAUAGGCCCGUUUUGACAUUUGUCAUCGCGACGUAACUAGUUAAGGAACCAUAAGAC
Molecule: messenger RNA, 3918 nt
Organism: Pararge aegeria (speckled wood butterfly)
Lineage: Eukaryota; Metazoa; Arthropoda; Insecta; Lepidoptera; Nymphalidae
Product: dual serine/threonine and tyrosine protein kinase-like
Exons: 22
Coding region: 208-3678 (1156 amino acids)
Biological process (GO): protein phosphorylation
Molecular function (GO): ATP binding; protein kinase activity
Source: RefSeq, a predicted model, not a curated record